Emys orbicularis (European pond turtle) is the source of this 2009-nucleotide messenger RNA. RefSeq names its product F-box and WD repeat domain containing 9 (gene FBXW9). The record is from RefSeq and is a predicted model, not a curated record. The transcript is spliced from 11 exons. NCBI's taxonomy places the organism in Eukaryota, Metazoa, Chordata, Testudines, Emydidae. Gene Ontology annotation, molecular function: protein binding. The coding region runs from base 13 to 1407 and encodes 464 amino acids.
AGUGACACAGCCAUGGACCUGGCAUCGAACCCCUCUGAGGACCCCCACGCCUCCGACAAUGACUCCGACGCAGAGAACAAGGUUGAUCCAGACACGCAGGCUCAGGAGUACAUCGACCGCGUCCUCGGCUCUGCUCAGCCCAGCCACAAGGCCCAGUGCGCACCUCCCGAGUCACUCUCCAUGGGGCCCGGGGCCCAGGCAUCGGAGCACAGGUCUCCUCUGGAGCUGAAGAAGUCUCCGGCAAGCGACAACGUGACCUCUGGGCUGUUAGCCCUCCCUCUGGAGCUGAUCCUGGAGAUCUGCUCUUACCUGGAAGCCAGGUUUGUUCUCGAGGUCUUGCCCUUGGUCUGUCGGACCCUCAGGGAUAUUGUGCAGGACCCAGUGACCUGGAGGAUUCGCCUUCAGAAGAGGAUCAGUGGGUGUUACCCGGUGGUGGAAGAGGAGGACUUCGACUGGCCGGCUGCCUGCAUGGAGCUAGAGGAGCAUCUCAGACACUGGGCCUGUGAUGGCAGGAGGACAGAGUACUUCUCCCUCGCCGACGGCCACUUCGCCUCCAUCGACUCCGUUCUGCUCUUGCAGGGCGGGGCUCUCUGUGUCUCGGGCUCCCGGGAUCGGAACGUCAACCUGUGGGAUCUGCGGGAGCUGGGCCAGUCCCCGGACAAGGUGCUGGUGAAAGCCCUGGGCACGGAACGCAACGGGACGCACAAGGGCUGGGUGUGGUCACUGGCUUCAAGAGACAACAAGGUGUGCUCAGGCUCCUGGGACAGCACGGUGAAGCUGUGGGACAUAGAGGCCAACGGGCAGCAGUUUGGGGAGAUCAGUGGGAAAGCUCCCGUGCUGUGUCUCUCCUACCUGCCCGACAUCCUGGUCACGGGGACCUACGACAAGAAGGUGACGGUGUACGACCCGCGAGCCGCCCAGGCCCCGCUGAAGAGCCGCAAGCUCCACUCCAGCGCCGUCCUGUCCCUCGUGGCCGACGAGCGCUUCAUCAUCUCAGGCAGCGAGGACCGGACGCUGGUCGUCUUCGACCGACGGGCCAACAGCGUCCUCCAGAGGCUGCAGCUGGACUCCUACCUGCUCUCCAUGUCCUACCAGGGAACGCAGCUGUGGGCCGGGGACAACCAGGGGCUGCUCUAUGUCUUUGAAAACCGAGGAGGCUGCUUCCAGCACAUCCGGUACUUCGACGUGGGUCACCGGUCCCAGAUCACUGGGGUCUGGCACUCCCUGGGCACUCUGUACACGACCUCCACUGACAAGACCCUGCGGAUACACGUUCCGACGGACCCGCCUCGCACUGUCUGUUCACAGACACACAACAACGUGCUGAACGGGAUCAGCGCCGAAGGCGACAUUGUAGUAGCUGCCUCCGGGGGCCUGUCCUUGGAAAUCUGGAGGCUCAAUGCCUGAAGGAGGCCUGGAUCCGCGGAGCCACGUCUUGCAGCUGUGGCCCUGGAGGGGGGUGCUGCCCCCGGCGCCCGUGUUCCCGCCUGGGGGGGAGGGGCCAGAGUUCCAGCCCCCGUUUGUCAUUCGUUUGUUCGUUGUUGUUUGGAAGAGGCCCGAGGAGCCAGGAGGUCAAAGCUUCACUCCCUGAGCUCGCCCUGGCCCUGCCAUUCGUUCCCAAAGCGGUUCCAGAGGGAUCAGAGCCCGGCCAGCCCUUCCCUGCUCGAUGCACUGACUUCGCUCUCUCUGGUUCCCGUUCUUCCACCCGCUGGGCUCCUUAGUUAUCACGCCCCGGCCUGCCUGCCUGCCAGGCGGUCUCUGCUACUUAUCGGUCUACCUCCCACCUGCUUCCCCACAGCGCAGGGCUCUUGCUGCUCCUUCAGAGCCAGGUCCCAGCGCGGGAGGGGACGGCCCUAAGGGCUCAGAACCAUCCAACCCGGCUCCGCGCAGCCUGGGGGCGCUCGCCGCAAGGGCUGACCAGCUCGAAACAGAGUCCAGAGCUGACGUGUAACUUACAGGGACGCAGUUGAGACGCACGUUCUAAUGUUGUUGAUUAAACUGUUCUGCCA